CGCACUUUAUCCGUCUCUUGCCUCUUCAUACUUUGCUCAGAUGUUUCAGAGGCUCUCUUGCGAGUUUUACGCACUUUAUUCGUCUCUUGCCUGCUCAAAGUUUGCUCAGGUGUUUCAGAGGCUCUCACAUUCGCUUUUUGCAUUCUACUGUGCUUCAUUGCUUGAGAUAUAUUGCCAGAUUGCGCUUUACGCUUAGAUGGGAAGGCAUGGCCGCAUCCACAAAC
This is a messenger RNA of Geodia barretti, 224 nucleotides long. NCBI's taxonomy places the organism in Eukaryota, Metazoa, Porifera, Demospongiae, Tetractinellida, Geodiidae. The record is from the annotation of a GenBank genome assembly.